AUGUGGUGGUGUGCUCACGAACAGGUUGCUUCCAAAGAAAAUCUCUUCCAUGAUUUAUUUCAAGGAAGAAAUCAACUGAAAAGUGAAGGAACAAACUUUAGCUGCUUGGCAGCAUAUUUACGAGGCAUUAUUAAACUUUAUUCUAGUGGCAGUACUUAUCUCAGAGAUUUAUGGAAUAAAAAAGUUAAAAUUAAUCUUAAGAAGAAAUUUGAAAUUUUUGUCACUUUACGUGUUUGGGCUGAAAUUUAA
Molecule: messenger RNA, 249 nt
Organism: Clunio marinus
Lineage: Eukaryota; Metazoa; Arthropoda; Insecta; Diptera; Chironomidae
Source: the annotation of a GenBank genome assembly